Messenger RNA from Cyphellophora europaea CBS 101466, 2499 nucleotides. RefSeq lists its product as uncharacterized. NCBI's taxonomy places the organism in Eukaryota, Fungi, Ascomycota, Eurotiomycetes, Chaetothyriales, Cyphellophoraceae. The record is from RefSeq and is a predicted model, not a curated record. The transcript has a single exon. Bases 1 to 2499 code for a protein of 832 amino acids.
AUGACGGAUUCGCCUGUUUCGGUUGAGGACGCCGAGCUGGAUACGCCCACGAGCAUUCAGCCUGCGACGGAUGUCAAGAACGACAGCAAGGAAGUAACGCGGCCAAACUCGUCAGAGAAAGAGAGGACUACCUCAGAAGAGACAGUGAAGCUUUCAAACUCCCACUCUAUCAUCGACCAGACUAAUCCAAACCCUGUACCCCCGAAAAGUAACAAUGACGUUGCCCAUCGACAACCCAAUGAUGAAUUGGACCUUUCCAACAAGGCUUCUGCAGCAAAUGCGGCUGUUGCUCUACCCAAGGCAGACAGCACGGUAUCUCAGCGCAAUGACGUUACUGAAUCGAUCAAGCCGCAAACCGAUCCUGAUCAGGCGCCCAAGAAUGCUAAGAAGCGCUUCACCUUCCACCAAGUUUUCGAUAAGAAGGAGAAAGACAAUCAGAAGGCUACAAACAAAAGGGAGAGAAGGAGAACACUCACUUUUACGAAGAGCCCUGAAGCUUCGCCACAGGUCCCCCAGGAACCACCCGAGAAAUCGAAUGCUGUCAGCUCAGCGUCCGCGCAGCAGCCUGGGUCUCAAAAAGAGGACCCGGACUCCGAUGCCAUUCCCUCACAUCCUGCUGUGCGUCCUCCAAGCAUCAGAUCGAGCUCGUCUUCUGCCGAAUUAGGCCGAAAGCCCAAGCUCAAUACUCUUCCGGUCUUAAACACAACAGGUCCAUCCUACUCGCGCUGCGCCUGCUGUGGCAAAAUCAGGAGGCCACACGCUUUUGGCACGGAACUGUCACCUGUUCUCGAGAACGAGCAUUUGCGUGCGAAUUUCAGCUUGGAGGCGGAACGCACCUCGCACGAGUCUCGGCGCUAUACACCCAUCAUCCCAAUCGAGGUUGCCGACAAAGAUGACGUGCGCAGCAUCCGUACCGUGCAAGGCUCAAUAGAACCCAGAUAUUCUCACUCCAGCGCUGCCAGCGUCAGAAGCUCACAGUUCGAAGCCGAGACUUUCCCUCGCGACUCGAGCAGCAUUAGCGUUGCCACCGCCCAGACGACCAUCGCGUCGUCCGUGAGCGAUACAGAUAGCCAGACGACAGCGAAGAAGCGUACUGGCACCCUGGAUGAGGUCAAGCUGGUGCGCUUCUCCAGCUUGCAUGCGCGACGCGGAAGCGACACUGAUGUGGUGCUGGCUAACGAUGAAGAAAAGCAGGAGAUCGCGCAGAGCGUUCCCUUCGUGCCCCCGCAACUCCACAAACCUGUUCAGCAGCAAGCAGCAGAACACAGGCCUGCAUUGCUUCCAUCGCAGCACAAGCUUCUCCAACAACGGCAGUCACAACAGCACCCACCUGCAGUGAUGAGUGGCGCAGCCCCACGAGCGCCUCACCCUCUCCGCCAGAUCUCGCCGAUCGACCAGGUGAUCGAGAACCCGCGUGAUCAGCACACCGCGAGUGCGGAUGGAGGGAGCAUCGUAGAAACCGAGCGGCAGGAGAUCAAGCGGAUGCCUAAACAGGAUAUCAUCACCGUCGUUCCCCUGAAGAACCGCUCCACUGAUUCCGAUGCCUCGCCCACAAACAUCGAGACCUCGCCCCCCACCAAGGCACAGCCGAGUACAUCAGAGCCUGCCUCCGUUCUUCCCGCCGCUCCUCACAAAACUAACAAGCUGAGGAAAAAUCCUUCUCCCAGCGGGUCCUCCAUCUCCACGUCCCGAUCUCGCCGUCUCUCCCUACCGAGUCCCCACAAAUUCCGACUUUCUCCCAAACGAGGCGAAACGAUUCCACUCCCUUACACAUCCGCCCGACCGGGCCCACCGCCCGAGACCGAUCCCGCUCAGCGGCCCCCGCUGCCCUCGCAAGCCACAAGCAACCGAACCAGCAUGUCUUCGGUCGCCGAGGCCCGCGACCGCGCCGCCGCCGCCUCGAAGGCCAGCAGCCGGCGCACGAGCACCGACGUCGCGCACAGCAACGGCACCGACGCGCCAAUGCCAGCUGGCACCGCUGGGAACGUAGAUGCAACUCAGACGGUGCGCCCGAGUCCGAGCUUCGCCAGGUUCAUCGCCAACUUGCCGGCCACGCACGCAAGCAACGUGCCGGAUGCGAAGAAGUUCAGCUGGGGUCGAGGCGGCCUGAGGCGGGGAAGUGUCGGCACUGCUCAGCAGGGGCAGCAGCAUGGCCCGCCGGCGACGAUUGCGGAAUGGGAUGGCGAGGGUGGCUCAGUAGGGACGCGCACGCCGGUUGCGGUGGGAAGGAGAAGUCGGGCCACGAGCGUGAAUGGCGUGUCAGAGGCUGGAGCGGACAAAUUGCCAAUGAGUCCGAGCGAGAUGCGGCUACCGCAGUUGCAGCUGGGUGGGGGGCUUGUGAGUCGGAGUUCGACCAUGGGCAGGCUGUUGGGUGAUGGUGGCAAGGAUGACGGCGGCUUCAUGGUGGUUAGUCCCGUGGAGACGAAUGGAAGGAGCGGAGGCGGGUUUGUGGGCGGGAUCAAGCUGGAGAAGAUGAUGAGGGAGGGGGUUGGUGCUUGA